CAGAGAGCUCUCUAUUUUAUGGAUUUGGAUACGUGAUGACAGUAUCCACCUGUGCACCUUGAAGACAUCAUCAGCUUCUUCAAAUCUUUUUCACUUGGCAGCAAGCGUCGCCGUAUCUGCGAUUUUGCAAUGUGACAGCUUGCCAUCAUCUCGGUAUUCAUAGCCAUCAAAAUGGAAGUGAUGCUGGUGAAGAAGCAAUCGAUCCAUUAUCUCUGGGAGAAUCGCCUAGCGUUUGAAGUCGGGAAUUGGUCAGAAGAAUUCGGAAGGAGCGGCCACUUAAUGCUCGCCGACUUGGUUUCUAGUAAUGUGCUGUGGGGCGCCGGGCUACUAAAGCGACUCAAAGGCUCUUUUCGUCGUCCCAGCUGGUGCUUAAUGCGACAUGCCUUUCGUUUCCGCGGAAGAUCUUGGUUCAGUCAAACCUGACUACAUCAUCGUUGGAGGAGGAACCGUAGGUUUGGUCCUUGCGGCGCGUUUGACGGAGGAUCCGAGUGUCACUGUGCUUGUCAUCGAAGCUGGUAGCUACCACGGAUCUGUCCCUGAAAUCGACGUUCCUGGACUGCUGGGUAGAACAAUCGCCAACCCCAAGUAUGACUGGACGUUUUUCUCUGUGCCGCAAAAGCACCUUAACGAUCGAGUAGUCCUGCAGCCUCGUGGGAAGGGUCUUGGUGGAUCAUCUCUGAUCCACUUUAAUACGGAUACCCGACCUUCGAAGGCGGAACUUGACGCGUUGCAGGAAUUGGGCAACGAAGGGUGGAAUUGGGAAUCUUUCCUUCACUACGUAAAGAAGAGUGAGACGGUCUACCCUCCGUCGGGGAUCACAGCCGAACAAGCUAAGGUUUACGCUGCAACUCUCGAACCUGAGUUUCACGGUACUAAUGGUCCCAUUUACAAAUCAAUGCGCACAGUAUGGACCGACGCCCAUGCGAAGGUGUUUGAUGCAGCGGAAGCUCUUGGCAUACCACGAAACCCAGAACCCGGCAAUGGCGUUAACACUGGCGCCAUGACCGCAUUCUCCUCUGUGGAUCCUCGCACUGCCACCCGUUCCUCUGCGGCAACGGCAUAUUUAAAACCAAAUCUGGGACGAAACAACUUUCUCGUCCUUGCCGAUACGCAAGUUACGAAGGUAUUGCUCAGUUGGGACGGCUCCCUUCAGAAGGCUAUCGGUGUUGAAAUCAUUAAGAACGGAGUUACGUCCAGAAUCGAAGGAGUGAAAAAGGACGUCAUCAUCUCGUGCGGCUCUUUACAAACACCGCAAAUUCUGGAGCUUUCAGGAAUUGGGAAUCCCGAAAUCCUUUCUCAGCACAACAUCCCGUGUGCCAUUGAUCUGCCAGGUGUUGGCGAGAACUUGCAGGAUCAUGUUUCUGUUUACACAAUCGCUGAGAUCGAACAUACAGACGAAACGUUCGAUAUACUAGGUGAACCCACGCUUCUUAAGGAACAGGAAGAGCUCUACAAGCAGCAACGAGGUCAUUUGUCAUAUGGACCAGCACCGGCUUACAUUUUUGUCCCUGCGAAGAAGCUUGGAGCAAUAGAUAAAAUUAUUUCUUGGGAGAACCAUGCUCACGCCAAACUCACCGAGAGUCUCGCAAGAGUCGUUCCGUCUUUGAAGGCGGGUCUAGAGAAGCAAUACAAGAUCCAGGAGAAGUUUAUAGUCGAUGAAAACCAAGCACAGGCCGAACUUUUGCAGUUCAUUGGCCACCCCAUGCUACCGUAUGCCAUAGCAACUCCAGGAAAACGAUAUACUGCCCUCGUUGGGGCAUUGAUGCACCCGUUGUCUCGCGGCGCCGUCCAUAUUACAUCUUCGGAUCCGCUAGCUGCACCGGCUAUCGAUCCGAAUUACCUCGCAAAUGAAGUCGACCUCGAUAUGAUUGUUCAUAUCGUUCGGUUCUUAGAGCGCAUGUACAAGACACCUCCGCUAGCCAACAUUGUGAAAGAACAGGUCUUACCUGCUCCUAAUGUUUUGAAGGAUGAGAACAAAUUACGGGAAUUUAUUAAAGAUACUUGCGGUCCUGUAUUCCAUCCCGUCGGUACUGCUGCUAUGCUACCCCGAGAAGACGGUGGCGUCGUGGACAAGGACUUGAAGGUUUACGGAACCAGCAACCUCCGCGUCAUUGAUAUGUCCAUUAUGCCUCUGGAACUUUCGUGCCACACGCAAACGGUUGCGUAUGCAAUUGGAGAAAAGGCUGCUGAUAUUUUAAAGGCUGACUUUUUUCGGAAGUAAGACAAGGGUCAUAUCCGAGAGGCAAUGCAACCUUAAAUCAAUUAUUCAAUUUUUCGCGAAAGCUUUGAAGAGUAAAUAGUGCUCUGUAUAGUUUGUAUUUCACGUGUACAGCAUAUGCAUCUAACUUUUUUAUAAUCCC
This is a messenger RNA of Fomitiporia mediterranea MF3/22, 2360 nucleotides long. Its product is annotated as alcohol oxidase. The coding region runs from base 380 to 2221 and encodes 613 amino acids. Gene Ontology annotation, molecular function: flavin adenine dinucleotide binding; oxidoreductase activity, acting on CH-OH group of donors. The transcript is spliced from 15 exons. The record is from RefSeq and is a predicted model, not a curated record. Lineage: Eukaryota; Fungi; Basidiomycota; Agaricomycetes; Hymenochaetales; Hymenochaetaceae.